This is a messenger RNA of Cynoglossus semilaevis (tongue sole), 8232 nucleotides long. It is a transcript of the gene itga4, whose product is annotated as integrin alpha 4. The record is from RefSeq and is a predicted model, not a curated record. Gene Ontology annotation, molecular function: integrin binding. NCBI's taxonomy places the organism in Eukaryota, Metazoa, Chordata, Actinopteri, Pleuronectiformes, Cynoglossidae. The coding region runs from base 3438 to 6533 and encodes 1031 amino acids. Gene Ontology annotation, cellular component: external side of plasma membrane; integrin complex. Gene Ontology annotation, biological process: integrin-mediated signaling pathway; cell adhesion mediated by integrin; cell-matrix adhesion. The transcript is spliced from 29 exons.
AGUGACUUGGUCACAGGAGGACAGUACAGUAGGAGUCUGAAGUGACAUCAAUGUAAAUCCCAGGUUCCAUCAAAUGUGGUUUUCCUCUCAGAAAAUGUCUGGGAUUCACAUUACCACAUUCUUUUAUUUGUGUGAUUGCAUCCUGUCUUUAAAGUCCAUUUCAAAUGUGUCCUGCUCAGCUGGCUUUAGACCUUUUCUGAAAUCACAGCUUUAAAAAUGUAGGUUUGUACUAGAGGUGUGUCUGAGGGUGUGACUCAAUCCCUCUUGAUUUCACUCCCUUUCUCUUUCUUUCUCUCCCUCUCUCCCCCAGGCACUCAUACAGUACACUCAGACAGCAGACAUAACUCAGACUACUCUAAAAACAUGUGGUCUUUAUGAGCUAAACUGAUGUCUGUGCCUAUAGAAAAUCACAAAUCACUUCAAUCUGGUGCACAAUGGCCUUCUAAAAUGGAUCCUGGAUCAAACCUGCUUUAAGGAUGCAGUUGAGGGUCAUUCAACAGGAGGAAAUGCAACUGACAUCAGGUUUAUACUUCCAACAUGAUGACUGAAUAAGAUUUUCAGUCAUGGUGACAUUUUUUAGAGUGAAGCAAUUGGAGAUAAACAAUACAAUUUUCUUUACAUUUAUGAUAAACACCAACUAAUUACAUUUCUGCACAAUUUACAGUCAGUUUUCUGUUAGUUUUUAGUUAACAAGUGGUCAAAUAUAUUACAAAAACAUAACAGAAAGUUUUGUGAACCCAGGGUGGCAGUUGAUAAUGUCAUCUCUUUCUACACAAAGUUGAAAAAAUGCCUCUUCAAAUCAGUUGCGCUGUCGAAGGACCACUUUAUCUUUCAACUGAUGAAACGGUCAACCAACCGUCCAUGUAUCAAAUGAGGGCUGGCCCUAAGAUGGAGGCAUGUCUAUGGUGCGUCAGUGUGGUGGGGUUUCAUACAAAUACAAUGUAAGGACAGUGAGUGUGUGUGGGAGGAUGGCAACAGUAGUUAGUCAGAUUGCAGCAUAAUAAGUGCAGGGUCAGUGACAGGAAAUACCAACAAACACUGCUGUGCCGAGUUUCUGUCCGACAUUUACCCAAACAGUCUGCUACUCAACCGUGUUUCUGUCUGGAACUACCAGACUGAAGGACCAGACAGACGGUUACCAGACUACUGGCUGCUGUGAAGACAUUUUUACACAAAGAAUAAAAAAACAUUGAAUCUUUUAUGAUUCAUUUAUUGAAUCAUUUAUUGAAAAACACUGCUGACUCACAUGAGGUCCUCUAGGAGAGCUUCGUCGAGACGUCUACUCAAAUUUCUAAAUCAUCUCACUGCUGCCUGAAACAUACUGAUAUGUUUAUGCUAUUUCAUUUAAGUGUCACAAAACAACCAUUGAGUUAAGAGGUAGAAAGGUGAAGGGUUUGAGGUUUGGGGUCUUUUUGGUGUAUUAGUUUUUAAAUUUACGCUUUUCCUUUCAACAUUCUUGUAUAUUUAUUUUAAGGAGACGCCCUCCUCCACAGGGUGUCUUAUUACUUACAAGCUAUUCCAAAUCUGAACACAGCAGUAUUGUCAGGGUAGGGCGGGUAGAGGAUGGAUGGAUGAAUGGCUAGAUGGUUGGUGGAUUGAAAUGUCACUUUCUCCAUAACCGGUGUCAGUAUAGGUGGCUGCCAGUGUCCAAAUUAUGUGCUGCAGUCCUUGUCAACAGGCAGUGAGUCACUGAGACCUGCCAUAGCAGUAAUGAUGGCUCUGCUAAAGGCAAAAUACACAAACUGCUCCUGAGAUUUGCCCCCAACAUUAAAUUUUAAAAUACAGCCCUAGGACCAGCCCCAAAAUCAAAAUUCAAUUUUUUCUUGAUCUUUAAUCCUUGAUUUUUACUUGUGGUAUUAAAAAUGACGCUGGCUGUUCUAGGCUGAUAAAAUGUGUUAGAGCUGAACAUUUUAAUGAACAUCGACUGAGAUGGCCAGGGUCAUGAUUUCAAGGUAACUCCAAGGUAUAAUGGUUUUGUAGGGCGGAAAUUCCUGUACAUUGUGCCUUGAGGAGCCAAAUUGUCCCUGACUAAUGCUGCUUGUGUAUUGUUGCUGACCAUGUCCACCAACCAAGCCUCAGUUUCCGUCUUAUCUCCUGAUGUCACAUCCAUUAGAAGAAGCUUAUCCCUAAUUAUCAGUGUGGUGUCCCUAAUAAAAAGAGUGUUUGUAUGUUUCAGAGAUCAGACAGUGAAAUCAGAUUACAACAACUGUCACCAUUCACACUCUAGUGAUAACUGUGGGGGUUAACACCCUGGGACAAAAAUGCAAACACACACACAGCCAUGAGCUUAUGGGCGGACAUUACAACAGUGGAAGGGAAACACCUUAGACAUGGGAGGAACUCCUCCCUCCCUCCCUUUCUCUCUUUUCUCACCUACUCUCACAAACAUACAGAGAAUAACUGCAUGGAGGUAAAUGGGUAUUUCCUAACAUUUAAAACCAAGAUCUCAUAAAAAAAACGUCUAAGUAUAUAUAUAAAGGCUACAGCACUUUUGCUCUCUUUGAUAAAAACUUUGUAUUAAUACAAAAAAUACUAUGUUUGGAAGACAAUGCAUUUUUAAGCCUCUUUCAAAGUCUAAACUAUUUAUGAUACAUUUUGAGCUCUCUUCAUAUCUCUCUUGGCCUAACAACGAUAAUAUUUGAUAUUAACAAAAUAAUAACAAUAUUAACAGUAUUACCAUGAUAAUACUUUUACUUAUCUUCAGGGUGUUACUUUAUAUUGUCCAUUUCUGGUAUUGUAUUUAACUAUUUUGACAACUUUUCAUAUGAUAAAUAUACAUUUUAUUUGUUUUUUGGUCAAAAUUAACCACCAUGUACAUGAGAAACAAUUUUAAUGACAGGAAGUUAUUUUUGUGAUAACCUAGCUGUACCACGUCUUUAUGAUUAUUUAAUAUUAUUACGUUGUUUACUAAACAAUAUGACGUAUAUAAUAAGCUUUUGUUCCGACAAGAACUGUUUUUAAUUUUAAAAUAAAAGUCCUACACGAACGCGCGUGACACGAACUUACUCACGCGCGCACACGCCGAAGGGAAGGAGGGUGGGAGGGAGUGUCGCCUCCUCGCGCGCUGUUCAGUAGUUGAGUUUCAUUGACUUCAUCUGACACGGGAGAUAACUUUACUUUUUUUAGGCUUAUCGUUUUUCUGUUUCACAUUUUAAUUUUAUAUUUCGUCCUUCCCGGCUCUCCUCGAGGGUUACCGGGAGCCUCGUGUGCCGCUGUCUGACUCCACGCUCCCAGCGGCGGUUAAUGACGGACCACAGUGGAAGAAGAAGUGCAACAGGAGGUUUAACCUAAAACCACUCAGACUCAUACCGGGACCACAGAGGGUUUAACGGAUACACCAGAGACAAUUGUGGCCUUUUUCAGUCAUGCCACCCCGUUGCUGACGGAAACCAAAAAUCAACCCCAGGUGACUGCUAUUUAAACGAUCGUCCGUUACCAUGUAUCAUUCAGCUUUCCGUGCUGCUGUUUGCUGCAGUCUGUUCCUGGUUCUGCUGCAGUUUCUUGUACAAUUCCUGUUGCUGGUCAAUCAUGUAGAAGGAUACAAUCUGGAUCAGGGCCACAGUCUGGAGUUCAGUGGUCCCUCUUCCUCCAUGUUUGGCUACUCAGUCCUGCUGCAUCGCCACAAAUCUCACAAAUGGUUGGUGGUUGGAGCCCCAGUUGCAAACACCUCCUCCAGUCAUGUGCUGCAAUCUCCAGGAGCAGUUUUCCGCUGCAACAUUACUGCUGAAUCCCAUCACUGUCACCCCAUGCCUGCAGAUGUGUUAAACUGUGGGAAGACAUGUGAAUCAGAAAGUGAUCACCAAUGGCUGGGAGUCAGUUUGUCCAGACAGCCUGGAGACAACGGAGGACACAUUCUGGCAUGUGCUCACCGCUGGAAGAAUGCCUUCUACUCAAAACAAGACAGUCAAAGCAACAAGCUGCCUCAUGGAGUCUGUUAUCUGUAUGGCAGUGACCUGAAGCAUGGUCAACCCAUCAUCCCAUGUUACAGAGACCACCAGAGGAAGUUCGGUCAGGAUUACGGGUCAUGUCAGGCGGGUAUUUCAAAUUUCCUGACAGAGGAUCUAAUCAUCAUGGGAGCCCCUGGAACAUCUUAUUGGACUGGCUCUGUACUGGUCUUCAACACGUCUAGUCUAGAAAUGUCAGGAUACCUGGAUUAUGAAACUGGUGCUGUCACCUUUGGAAGCUACUUAGGUUACUCUGUUGGAGCUGGUCACUUCCUGAGUCCUGCUACAGUGGAGGUGGUGGGUGGAGCACCACAGUAUAACCAACGAGGAAAGGUAUACAUCUUUACUAUUGAAAACAACCAUCUGCGAAUUGUCUCGGAUGUGGCGGGGGAAGAGCUGGGAUCCUACUUUGGCUCCAGUGUUUGUGCGGUGGAUGUGAAUGCAGAUGGUUUGUCAGAUCUGUUGGUCGGUGCUCCACUGUCAACGGGCGCAGUCAGGGAGGAGGGGAGAGUCCAUGUGUACAUCAAUCAGGGGCAGGCACAAAUGAUGGAGGCGGACUAUCAGCUGAGUGGCAGCAACGCCUACGCUGCACGUUUCGGAGAAACCAUCGCUGACCUGGGAGACCUGGAUGACGAUGGUUACAAUGAUGUUGCAAUCGGCGCCCCACAAGAAGACGAUCUAAAAGGAGCCAUCUACAUUUAUAAUGGCAGGAGCGACGGUAUUUCACCAACUCCAUCUCAGAGAAUUUCUGGGUCAACUUUGGGUCGUGACCUCAGGAUGUUUGGGCAGUCGCUGAGCUCUGGCAUCGACAUUGAUGAUAAUGGCUACCAGGAUUUGGCAGUGGGCGCUUUCCUUUCAGACUCAGCUGUGGUUCUGAGGACUCGUCCAGUGAUUCAGGUGAAGGCGUCUCUGGCUCUUCCUGAGCAGAUAGACCAGAAGACCAUGGUGUGUCGAGGCCACAAGACUCCAACUGUCUGCUUUAACGUUACCGUCUGCUUCUCUGUCAAGUCCAGGCAGUACAAAGGAGUCAUAGAUCUUCAAUAUAAUCUGACCUCUGACCUUCUCCAUAAACCAUCCUUCCCUCAUCGUUUCUAUUUCCAUGGAAAUGGCUCGUCCAACAGCACAAGAGGUCAUGUGAGGGCAAGACAAGGUCAUCUGACGUGUACGACACACGUGGCUUACCAAAGGAAAGACGUGAGGGACAUUUUCACUCCUGUUCAGUUUAAAGUCGCCUACGGUCUCAAAGAAAACAGCCAGAGAACACAUUCCAAACACUUCCCUCCUUUGAAACCAAUCCUGCAGCAGAGCAAGGGACAACAGAAUACCAUCACCAACCAGACACAGUUUGCUCGAUCCUGUUCUCUGCUGAACUGUUCCACCAACAUGCAACUGUCGGCUGAACUCAUGCUUCCAGAUCAGCAGCAGUUUUUUGCUCUGGGCUCUGGACAGACCAUCAUGUUGAAAACAACCAUGUUAAACUCUGGUGAUGACGCCUUCCUGCCACGACUGAUGCUGCAGUUCCCAGACAACAUCCACUACGUCAAAGUACUGCAGAACCAAGACAACACGGUGAACUGUGAUGUCACACAGGAAGUCAACAGUACAGCAGUGGUUGUCGACUGCAGCGUCACCAGCUUCCUGCUCCUUGCCAAGGCUCAGAUGAAUAUCAACUUCUUAUUGGACGUGAGCCAGAACAGUACACCAGGUGACAUCAGCAUCCACGUGAACACCAGCAGUGAUAACUAUGAGAAAGAGGAAUAUCUCCAUGACAACGCCCUCAGUCUCCUGCUUCCUCUUAAGUAUGGAGUCAACAUUAACUUCCACGGUUAUGUGACUCCUAACUCUUUUGUGUUUGGAGAUGAAGAGCUGACUCCAGUUGAAUGUUACGCUGAAACAUUCAAUUAUACAUAUAAGGUGUUGAACUCUGGUCCCAGCAGGUCUCUGGACACAGUGGUUGAAAUCACUUUACCAAAGAUUCUGGCACCGUACAGACACAGACUGCAGCAGGUGGUCGACUGGCAGUCGUCCCAAGGUGUGUGUUCCAUCAGUGACUCCACUGUGUCAGUCAUCGAGGACUGUGACGUCCCUCAGGCCUCCUUCAUCAAACAACUCGUCUUCUUCUUCUCUUCCUCCACUCGCAGAAUGUUCUGUGGACGUGGUGAUGAUCUGUGUGAGCGGCUGGUGUGUCGUCUGGGUAACUUGGAGACAGGAAGAGAGGCCACGAUCCAACUGGAGGCCAGACUGAACCCCGCUGUGCUUCUACAAGCUCCGGGUCGUCACAGUACCAUGAUGUUGGAGAACACAGCCAGGCUGUCGUCACCUAAAGACGAUCCAGACACUGUUCUCAUCCAGAAACAACCGACAGCACAGGUGGUGGUCGAAGCUCUUUUUACACAUAAACCGUCGAUGGCGGUGAAUGUUUUCAUCAUCGUGGUCAGUCUGGUUCUGGGUCUGAUCAUUUUGGCUGCACUCAUCUGGUGUCUAUGGAAGGUUGGUUUCUUCAAGAGGGACCUGAUGAAGAAGGAGGAGAUGAUGAGACACAGCUGGGACUACGUUCCUAAAAAUGCUGAUAGGGAGAGCUACUCCUAACGCCCUCUGUAACCUUUACACUUAAUCUUCUAUGACUCUGUGAGUAUAAGUCGGUCUAUUGACGCCUGGACACACGCAGUCAGACUCUAUGAAAAGUGGACGAUGAUGACGUUCCAUGAACUUUAUUUUUACCUGAUGUGCCUUCACUGAGAUUCAGUAUCUGCAGCUACAUACAGAAGGUGGGAUUAGAGAAAGGGAAAUGGAGACAUUCAGAUCAAAAACAUCCUGCAGUAUCUUUGGAGUAUGGAGAAUGGAUGACCUUCAUACUCUCCGAGGGACAUUUUUAUCCACCUGCAGACCUCUACAUGUCAUUUAGACAAAGAAGGUCAAUUGCUGGAAGCUGGACAGUGUGUACAGUUUAUGUACUACAUAGUACAUAAGUACUGCAUUAUUUGACCUUAGAGUGGCUUACUUAAAAAUUGGAGGAAGGUCACUCUGGGUGGAAUGGACCCUCUGCUAAACUGUGAGCGAACUGAGAGCUUGCCCUGAAAAACAGACAGACUGUUGUAGCUUAUUCUCUUCUUUGCACCAUAUAUAUAAAUAUAUAUAUUAUUUAUCUUAAAAGGACUCGCAAGGACCUCAUCAGUCAAAUAUUGAGGUGUUCACUGUCACUGCUUUUGUUUUCGCUUCAAGAGCUCUUCUUCUCUACAAUUUUUAUACAGAAAGAAAAUUGCCUUAUUUUAAGGAAAAAAAGAUUUAAGACUGUGGACACAAAGUCCUAAAGUAUACUGAUGUGAAGGCCAAAAAUGAGAAAUAUCUCCCCUGACCUGCUUGUGGUUUCAGAUCCAGUCUUGGUAUUGACUCAUUUCAGUGAGUAGAACCUACUCUCUGACAUCAGAGUCUGGUGUUUUCUGGGUCGGGGCCUGAAGUGUGGUGCAUUUUGGGAAAACCCAUUGUGUCUGAAGCGUGAGGCUAAGUGAAUCAUUUAUUCACUCAUCCUCUUAUAGCCAAACUGUUACAACAGCUUUUCUUUGGAAACAAUCUGAACAAUUUCACAGGAAAUCUUUUCGUGCCAAAACAUUUGGGAACAAUGUACGGCAAUGCUUGACAAAUAGGACGGAGGAAACGAUCUGAGCACAUGUAGAGUUAGGCUCAGAGGGAGGAAUAGAGACCCGCCUUUUUAUGAGCCAGGAGAGUCAUUACAUGUCACAUCAGGAUCCACUUUGAACGGUGUUUUUGCUGCAAAAAAACAUCUUGUAACCUACUGUUUUAAACCACUGCUCCUUCGUAUGAACGUAAUUUAUUGUUAAACAGUGCUUUCUAAAAAGAAACUUAAUUUUACAAACAAAUAAAUGUACACAGAUGUUUCAGCUGGAUUCAGGUUUAGUUUCUUACUUUGUAAUCUCUUGUAUUACUAUUGUAACUUAAUUUUAAUUGAACAGGAACAGAUGCAUCUUGGGUAAUGUAGACAGCAACACUUAAAGCGACAGGGUUAAAAAGUGAAAGACUACUUGAAAGUAUUUAAAAAAUGUGUUUUAAAUGUAUUGAAAGUCUUUGGUGAGUGGUGUUCUGACGGUCUGUGUUCUGUGAAUGCAGUUCAAUGUGUUUAGUACAAAUGCACAUCACACACAGGUGUUUGAUUUCUUUUUUUUAAUGAAUAACUUCUUGUUUUUGUUUGUGAAGUUGUUCCGCACUGUAGAUCCUCACUGUAUUUCCACCUUCCACCAUUAAAAAGAAAAAAAGGUUUUCUAUAAAAAAA